Portunus trituberculatus (swimming crab) is the source of this 6247-nucleotide messenger RNA. RefSeq names its product myosin heavy chain, muscle-like. The record is from RefSeq and is a predicted model, not a curated record. Gene Ontology annotation, cellular component: myosin complex. NCBI's taxonomy places the organism in Eukaryota, Metazoa, Arthropoda, Malacostraca, Decapoda, Portunidae. Gene Ontology annotation, molecular function: cytoskeletal motor activity; actin filament binding; ATP binding. The transcript has 22 exons. The coding region runs from base 202 to 5934 and encodes 1910 amino acids.
CAGCAGCUAUUUUCACAGGUCUCGGAUUACAACCCGUUCCUCGAGCCGACCAGGCGGGACAUUGUGAAAAGCUACCACAGACGCGCUCCGGUGGGUGCUGUGGUCGGGUGUGUUCUCGCAGUGGUGCAGUGAAGCGUGUCAAUAGAGAAAUUCCAACGAUCAUAUAAAGGCGUCAGACAGCUUUAGGCACCCACCACCACCAUGCCUGGCCACGUCAAGAAGAGCACGGGUCCCGACCCCGACCCCUCCGAAUUCUUGUUUAUCUCCAUGGAGAUGAAAAUGAAGGACGCCACCAAGCCGUACGAUCCCAAGAAGUCUUGCUGGAUUCCUGAUGAAAAGGAGGGCUUCGUCGAGGGUGAGAUCCAGGGCACCAAGGGAGACUUGAUUACUGUGUACGCCGGCGGUGAGACCAAGAACUUCAAGAAGGACCAAGUUCAGCAAGUGAACCCACCCAAGUACGAGAAAUGCGAGGACAUGUCCAACCUGACCUUCUUGAACGAUCCUUCUGUCCUGUACAACCUGAAGUCUCGCUACGUCAACAAGCUCAUCUACACUUACUCCGGUCUCUUCUGUAUUGUGAUCAACCCUUACAAGCGCUACCCCAUCUACACCAACCGUACGGUCAAGAUCUACCAGGGCAAGAGGCGCAAUGAGGUGCCUCCUCAUCUGUUCGCUAUCUCUGACGGCGCCUACUCUGCUAUGAUGCAAGUUGGUGAGAACCAGUCCAUGUUGAUCACCGGUGAGUCUGGCGCCGGCAAGACUGAGAACACCAAGAAGGUACUCUCCUACUUCGCCAACGUCGGUGCCACCACAGGCAAGAAGAAGGAAGGCGAGAAGGAAAAGCCUAACUUGGAGGACCAGAUCGUCCAGACCAACCCUGUGCUGGAGGCCUUCGGUAACGCCAAGACCGUCCGUAACGACAACUCCUCCCGCUUCGGUAAGUUCAUCCGUAUCCACUUCGGUACUUCUGGCAAGCUGUCUGGUGCUGACAUUGAGGUUUACCUGCUGGAGAAGGCUCGUGUCAUCUCCCAGCAGACCCUUGAGCGAUCCUACCAUAUCUUCUACGAGAUUAUGUCUGACCAGAUUCCCGAAAUCAAACCCUCGUGUCUGCUCAGCAACGAUAUCUACGACUAUCACUACGUGUCUCAGGGCAAGGUUACUGUGCCUUCCAUCGACGACGGCGAGGACAUGCAGUUCUGUCACGAUGCAUUUGAUAUCCUUGGCUUCUCCAAGAGGGAAGUUGAAGAAGUGUACAAAAUCACCGCCAUCGUUAUGCACCUUGGUGAAUGCAAGUUCAAGCAGAGGGGUCGCGAGGAACAGGCCGAACCUGAUGGCACCGAGGCUGGUGAAAAGGUCGCCACUCUUGCCGGUACAGAUGCCGCUGAUCUGUACAGAUGCAUCACCAAGCCCAAGAUCAAGGUCGGCGCUGAAUUCGUGGCCAAGGGUAUGAAUGUUAACCAGUGCAACUACUCGGUGGGCGCCAUGGCCAAGGCUCUGUUUGACCGUCUCUUCAAGUGGCUUGUGAAGAAGUGUAACGAAACUCUUGCUACCGGACAGAAGCGAGCUUAUUUCAUUGGUGUGCUUGACAUUGCCGGCUUUGAGAUUUUCGAGUUCAACGGCUUCGAGCAAAUCUGCAUCAACUUCUGUAACGAGAAGUUGCAGCAGUUUUUCAACCACCACAUGUUCGUGCUGGAGCAGGAAGAGUACAAGAAGGAAGAAAUUGAUUGGGUCUUCGUGGACUUCGGUAUGGAUCUGCAGGCUUGCAUUGAGCUCUUCGAGAAGAAAAUGGGUGUGUUGUCCAUCCUGGAGGAAGAGUCUAUGUUCCCUAAGGCCACCGACAAAUCCUUCGCUGAGAAACUGAACACAAACCAUCUCGGCAAGUCACCUUGCUUCAUCAAGCCUAAGCCAGCAAAGGCUGGUCAGGCUGAAUCCCACUUCGCCAUCGUCCACUACGCCGGCACUGUGAGCUACAACCUCUCUGGCUGGCUGGAGAAGAACAAGGAUCCCCUCAAUGAUACUCUGGUAGAUCUCUUAAAGAAGUCCACAAAUGAACUUCUUGUGUUCCUCUUCGCUGACCAUCCAGGCCAGUCUGGCCCUGCUGAGUCUGGUGGCGGUGGCAAAGGCAAGAAGUCUGGUGGCUUCAAGACUGUAUCUUCCGCUUACAGAGAACAGCUCAAUAACCUGAUGAAGACUCUGAACGCCACUCAGCCUCACUUUAUUCGUUGCAUUGUGCCCAACGAGACCAAGUCUCCUGGUGUCAUCGAUGCUGGUUUGGUUAUGCAUCAGCUGACCUGUAACGGUGUACUUGAGGGUAUCCGUAUCUGUCGUAAAGGUUUCCCCAACAGGAUGAUCUACCAUGACUUCAAGCACAGGUACAUGAUUCUGGCCCCCACCGAGCUGACCACUAUCCCAGAUGAGAAGAAGGCCGCCAAGGCAUGCUUCGAUAAGUCUGGCCUGGAUCCCGAACUGUACCGUCUCGGCAAGACCAAGGUGUUCUUCCGUGCUGGUGUGCUGGGUACCAUGGAGGAGCUGCGUGAUGAAAUGGUCAGCAAGAUCGUUACUUCUCUGCAGUCAUUCGCUCGUGGUUUCAUUUCCCGUAUUGAGUACGGGCGUCUCAUCAAGCAGCGUGAGGCCCUUGUGGUUGUCCAGCGUAACAUCAGGAAGUUCGUCAAACUGAACACAUGGGUAUGGUUCAAGCUGUGGCAGAAGGUCAAGCCUCUCAUCAACCAGCCCCGCCUGGAGGAUGAGAUCCGCAAACUGGAAGAACGUGCCGGCAAGGCCAAGGAACUUCUGGACGCUGAGUUACAGAAGUGCCAGGAUCUGGAGGCAUCCAACGUUGCCCUUGCUGAGGAGAAGAACAAUCUCCUUACCGAAGUGGAGUCCACCAGGGGUAACAUGUCCCACUACAUUGAGCAGCAGUCCAAGCUUACGAGUCAGAAGACCGAACUGGAAGCUCAGCUCGCCGAUGUUACAGAGAGGCUCCAUAAGGAAGAGGAAGCCCGCAACUCACUCUUCCAAAGCAAAAAGAAGGGCGACCAGGAGACUUCUGGCAUCAGGAGGGAUGUUGAAGACAUGGAACUGUCCCUGCAGAAGAUUGAGCAGGAGAAGGCGACAAAGGAUCACCAGAUCCACAAGCUUACCGAGGAAAUUGCUAACCAGGAAGAAAUGAUCGCCAAGUUGAACCGUGAGAAGAAGCAAGUCCAGGAGUCCAGCGGAAAGACCUCCGAGGAUCUCCAGAGCAUUGAAGAAAAGUGCAAGCACUUCAACAAUGUGAAGACCAAGCUGCAGCAGACCCUGGACGAGCUUGAGGAUUCUGUUGAGCGAGAAAAGAAGAAGCGCGCUGAAGUGGAGAAGGCCAAGAGGAAAUUCGAAGGUGAUCUCAAGCUGACCCAGGAGGCAAUUGCUGACCUGGAAAGGAACCAAAAGGAAAUUGAGAGCAACAUUCAGCGUAAGGACAGGGAAUUCACUUCUUACAGCACUAAGCUGGAGGAGGAACAGAGCCAGAUCUCAAAGCUACAAAGGAACAUCCGUGAACAGCAGUCCCACGUUGAAGAGCUGGAAGCCGAAGUUGAACACGAGCGUCAGUCUCGCGCAAAGGCUGAGAAGAGCAAAUCUAAGCUGGAUCGUGAGUUGGUGGAACUGAGGGAGCGCCUGGAGGAAGCCGGAGGAGCCACUGCUGCCCAAAUCGAGCUGAACAAGAAGCGUGAGGCUGAACUGGCGAAGCUCCGCCGCGACCUCGAGGAGACCAACAUCCAGCAGGAGGCUGCUCUUGGCCUGCUCCGCAAGAAGCACAAUGAUGCUGUGGCCGAAAUGUCUGAACAGAUCGACCACCUGAAUAAGAUGAAGGCCAGGACUGAGAAGGAAAAGGAUGCUCUUCGUCGCGAGGGUGAUGAGGCAAAGGCCGCUCUGGAUGGUCUUGCUCGUGAUAAGGCCGCAGCCGAGAAAGCCAUCAAGGGCGCCCAGGGCACACUCAGCGAACUGAACUCUAGGCUGGAUGAGUCUAACAGGUCCCUUAACGACGCUGACGCUGCCAAGAAGAAGUUGGCGGUGGAGAACUCUGAUCUCCUCAGGCAGCUGGAAGAGGCCGAGAACCAGAUCAGCCAGCUGAGCAAGAUCAAGUCCUCUCUCGCCAUGCAACUGGAGGACAACAAGAAGAUGGCUGAGGAAGAGAGCAGGGAACGCGCCUCCCUGCUGGGCAAGUACCGCAACCUGGAGCACGACAUUGAUGGGCUGAGGGAGCAGGUGGAUGCUGAGGCUGAAGCUAAGACUGACGGACAACGCCAGCUGGCUAAGGCUGAAGGCGAAGCCCACAUGUGGCGCUCAAAGUACGAGACUGAGGGUGUGGCCCGUGCCGAAGAACUUGAAGCUGCAAGACUGAAGAUUGCUGCUCGUCUGGAUGAGGCCGAGGCUCAAAUUGAACAGCUUAACGUUAAGAACAUGAAUCUCGAAAAGACCAGAAAUAAGCUGGCUUCUGACUUCGAAAGUGAACAGGCUGCUGCUGAGCGUGCCCAGAGCCUUGCCAUGGCUGCUGAGAAGAGACAGAAGAGCUUCGAAAGGACCAUCAAUGAAUGGAAACAGAAGGUUGACGACCUGGCCGCUGAUCUUGACGCCUCCCAGAAGGAAUGUCGUAACUAUGCUACUGAACUUUUCCGCAGCAAGGCCAUGUACGAAGAGAACCUCCAGCAGCUUGAUGCCGCCCGCCGUGAAAACAAAGCUUUCAGUGAUGAAAUCAAGGACCUCAUGGACCAGAUCACCGAGGGUGCCCGUAACCUUCACGAGAUUGAGAAGAAUGCCAAGCGCCUUGAAAUCGAGAAGGAAGAGCUGCAGGCUGCCCUGGAAGAAGCUGAGUCUGCCCUGGAGGCUGAGGAGAACAAGGUUCUCCGUGGCCAGCUGGAGCUCAGCCAGGUCAGGCAGGAGAUCGACCGUCGCAUCCAGGAGAAGGAGGAAGAAUUCAAUAACACCAGGAAAGUUCACCAACAAGCACUUGACAACAUGCAGACCACCCUGGAGGCUGAGGCCAGAGCCAAGGCCGAGGCACUACGUCUCAAGAAGAAGCUGGAGUCUGACAUUUCUGAGCUUGAAAUUGCCCUUGACCACUCCACAAAGGCUUACAAUGAACUGCAGAGAGGCUACAAGAAGCUUCAGAACGAAUACAAGGACGUUCAGGCUAAGCUGGAGGAAGAGCAGCGUCUUGCCUCUGAGUUCCGCGAACAGUAUGCAGGCGCUGAGCGCCGUGCCAACCAGAUCAACAGUGAGCUGGAAGAGUCUCGCACUCUUCUGGAGCAGUCUGACAGAGGCCGCCGCCAGGCUGAGUCCAACCUUCUCGAGGCUAAUGAUCAAGUCAGUGACCUGAACGCCCAGUACGGUGCUCUUUCUGUUGCCAAGAAGAAGCUUGAGGGAGAAUACCAGGCACUUCAGUCUGACAUUGACGAGAUGGCAAAGGAAGCCAAGAACUCCGAGGAGAAGGCCAAGAAGGCAAUGGUAGACGCCGCCCGUCUGGCUGAUGAACUGCGCGCCGAGCAGGAACACGCCCAGAGCCAGGAGAAGAUGCGCAAGAGUCUGGAAGCAUCCCUCAAAGAAGUGCAGGCCAAGCUUGAAGAAAGCGAGACAUACAUUGCAAAGACAGGCAAGAAGGCUGUGUCCAAACUGGAGACUCGCGUCCGUGAACUCGAGAGUCAAUUUGACGAUGAAGCCCGCCGUCACUCCGACGCCCAGAAGAACCUGAGGAAGUGCGAGAGGCGCAUCAAGGAGCUCACCUUCCAGGCUGAGGAGGACAAGAAGAACCACGAGAGGAUGCAGGACCUUGUCGAUGGCCUUCAACAGAAGAUCAAGACCUACAAGAGGCAGAUCGAGGAGGCUGAGGAGAUCGCCGCCCUCAACCUGGCCAAGUACCGCAAGGCCCAGCAGGAACUCGAGGAACUGCACUGCAUUUAAACUUACGCAAAAUAAUUAACAGUUUAUACAUGAACGUCGGUAAUUUCCUGAUAACAGUAACAUAUAAGAAGUCAAACAUCUUUAGGUGUUUCAUGGGACGAUCUGUUUGCAUACACCUGUAACAAGAGAGAAGCAUGGUAUACAUAUUUUCCACGAGAGGAUGUCCUCUAAAUUUUGAGGGGAAGAACUGGGUUUAUUUCACCUAUUUAAUUGGGUUAUCAUCACAUAAAACUACGACCAACCAAAUUACUCAUUUUUCAUGGAUUUGGGGAUCAUAUUGAUGUGACAUAUAUAAUAAAUACAUCAAAGAAAA